AUGGAAGAUGAGAUACAUGAGAAUAGACCAAAUGGGGCUAGCAGAGAGAGCCCUGAGAAAACAUGUUCAAAAAACCACCACCACCACCACAACAAAGAACAAGAUCGAUUUCUUCCAAUAGCCAAUGUUGGUCGUAUUAUGAAAAAGGUGAUUCCGGGCAAUGGAAAAAUCUCUAAGGAUGCUAAAGAGACUGUUCAAGAAUGUGUAUCCGAAUUCAUUAGCUUUGUCACCGGGGAAGCAUCCGAUAAAUGUCAACGAGAGAAAAGGAAAACAAUCAACGGUGAUGAUAUUAUAUGGGCAAUCACAACCCUUGGGUUCGAGGAUUACAUAAAUCCACUUAAACAAUACCUAAACAAGUACAGAGAGUUAGAAGGGGAGAAGCUUAACGUUCCUAAGCAACAACGUCUACAAGUACUCCAAGAACAGAAACAUGAUAUACCUUNGAGAAGCUUAACGUUCCUAAGCAACAACGUCUACAAGUACUCCAAGAACAGAAACAUGAUAUACCUUAUAACAGUGUAUAUUCUUCGACGAAUCUCAUCUCUCAGCCACCUUUUGUAUCGACCGAUCAGCCAUUUUCAUUGCCUUUCUCCCAAAGUUCGAUUCAGAAGCAAUUACAGCAACAGGAACAAAUUGACUCAGUGGGGCAUUGAAAUGUGCCCUUCCAUUACUGGAAGAACUUUUACUCUCAAUGUGAUGUCUAGUGGCAUGGAUGAAACCAGAAAUGUUGCUUUGCAACUAGUAUGCAGAAGGGGCCUUCUUCUUCAUCUCCCUUCAUUGCUUGAGACCUUAACCGGUAUAUGCUAA
This is a messenger RNA of Ilex paraguariensis (yerba mate), 807 nucleotides long. The record is from the annotation of a GenBank genome assembly. NCBI's taxonomy places the organism in Eukaryota, Viridiplantae, Streptophyta, Magnoliopsida, Aquifoliales, Aquifoliaceae.